AUGCCGGUCGAAAAUCUCGAAGAUGAAGGUUUGCCUAAAAAUCCUAACCUUGAGUUAGCAGCUUGGCGUUUCACCCUUAACAAUCCAGAAGGAAAAGAUAAGGAGGAUGCAAAGAAACGGCUUAUGGACGCCAUCAAAGAGAACGGUAUGUUUUGUGCUUUGUCAUCUCGAUCACUUGAUCACAUGUUGAAUGAACACUUCGAUGUCAUGCAUAAAUUAUGUGGGAAACAAAAUUUGUUGCUGUUUAUGUGUCAGGCGUCUAGGCAAUCAAGGAAGUUACCAAAAAAAGAAAUAUUUUUAUUAAUUGAUUAAUUGACUCUAGGUCUAUUCAAUGCAAGUAUUACCAGUGUCACUUUUUUUCUUAUUAUGUCAGAAAGCUUGCAAAAUACCCCACUUCUAUGAGAUCUGAGUUAUUUCAGGAAAUGAUAAUGGUAGCUCUGACGCUUGUGCACUCACUGAAGCACUAGAUCGAGGAUGUGUUAUCUACAUGUACGCUGAAAAACAGCUGAACUGCCAUGCAUUAUCUUGCUGACAUCACUCGACUCCAAUAACUUUUCAUUUAGGGUCGCUCCGCCUAGCAGACAAUUAAUUUAGAGCUGUCUUUGAAACAUCUAAGCCAACUAUUAUGUGGUGGCAAUUUUUAUUUUGAAAAUAAUCCGCGCUGGAAACUCUUAACAGGCCAUCGCAUCUGUAAUAACUUAAUGAAAAAAAGAAUGAUGGCUUUACAACAAAUGAUUGACAAAAAAAUACAUUUUUUGUUUAUUUAGUCGAUUUUGUCCAGUUUUAACCAUGGAAAAUUUUUGUCCUUGGCAGAUUUUCCUGUCUGGGACAAAAUUUGUAAAAUCAUGACAAACCAUCUGCAUUUAAUGUUUAGUGGGUUAUAAAAGUAAUGAUGUCACUCAUCCAAUAAUUUUCUAUCAUUAGAGAAUUGAUGUAAAACUUUGUAGUUUGGUCAGUGCAUUAGGGCAUGACAGGCCAUCUGAUAGAGUGUGAUAAAAAAUCAGAAAUUGUGCGAUAUUUUUAGGGUAGAUUGUGCCAUAAGAUAGGACUAUUGUGCGUUAAAUUAUACGAUUUUUCUCAGGGCUAAUUUACAUUGUUUUACCAGGUUUCAAAGGAGAAAAACUACUUUAAUGUUGUUUAACAGGCAAUUUGAAUGUAAAGGAAUAAUAAAACAUCUAUUUUAAAACAAAAUAGUUAAAUUUCUCUGAUUAUUUUGACCCGGAAAAGAAAAAGGACACUUGCUCAACAUUACAUGAUGCCAUUACACCCCUGACCCACACUGCUUGUCAUUGAAAUCAAAACGGCUGCCCAGAUGGAGACUGGCAUGAAUUACUUGCCAUAACCCGAUCGAAGGUUUCAGAUGCCUUGCAAGGUUUUCUUUUGUGGUAAUCACCCUAAAUAACAUUAAGAUUGGGAAAAUGUUUAAUUAAAGUUAGAAUUCAUUGUUUACUUUACUUGAAUUUAGCAUUUUUUUUACGAAUUAUGCCAUUUUCGGAUGCAAUUUGAGGUCAAUUGUGCGAAAUCGCACCAUCGCGUAAUAUCAGAUGGCCUGGCAUGAUGAAAAAUAAGCUGAGGGAUUUAGGCCAAUUAGUAAUGGACUGUUAUUAUGAAUAAUUAAGGAAAAAAAGUUCUGUACAGCUGUAGAUCUUCAGAUGUCAAAUUACAACACAGAUGUAGGUCUCCUUUUCUUAUAGUCCUUGCCAUCAUCAUUUUACAGAGAGGUUUCAGAUUCCAUCACUGAGUCUUAAUAAUAAUAAUUACUUUAUUUAAGUCUCAAGCUUCUAGCUUAGCACAAGUGCUGAAAGUAAUCGGGGAGACAAAAAAUGGUGGUGGAGUUCACUGUUUGUGACAUGUACAUGUACAUGUAUGUAAUCUGUGAAUCACAUGACAAAAUGUCCCUGUACAUUGCAGUAGGGAGGUCACAACUGGUGUCCCUGUUCAAUGUCAGAGCACAACAAUAAAUUUUGAUGGCUUCCACCUUCUUUCCUGGAAUUUAAAGCCGCUAUGUUAAAUACAAACUAACUCUUCCUUGGCUAGUAUCAAUAACUUGAUUUUUGUGCAUAUCCUUAAUGUAGACAUGGCACCCCUCUAUGAAGAGCUUUGCACUGAACUUAAAUGGCCUGUUGAUAAACCUCUUCUGGCAAAGAUGCAGGCAAACAAUGAAGAGAAGUUCAAGAAGCUUGACGAAACCCUCAAAGAUGCUGAGGAAAAUUUAGGAGAGACAGAAAUCAGAGAUGCGUUGUAUGCUAAGGCAGAAUAUCUCUGCCAGAUUGGGCAUAAGGUUUGUACCAAUAAUGGCUUUGAUUUUGUUUCUGUUAGUAAAAUAAAAACCCCUUAUGAUUACUACGUGUCAUCAUUGAUGAGAUGAGUUAAUGCCUCAAGGGUUUUAUUGCUCUGUUGUGAUGAUUAUUUUUAUAUAUUUUAAAAAUCUUUUUUUUUCCAUUUCCAGGAAAAAGCUCUGACUGUGUUCCGCCUCGCAUAUGAGAAAGCAGUAGCCCUCGGUUACAAGCUGGAUAUUAUAUUUUAUCAAAUUCGUAUCGGCUUGUUUUACCUUGACAAUGACCUUAUCACACGGAACAUAGAUAAAGCCAUGACGUAAGUGCAGACUGUCAUAUGGUUUCUGACUUAACUAAGUGAUAUCAUCUUUACUCAGAGACUGCUAGUAUCAAGUGUAUGGACAAUUUUAUCUUAAAUCCCUCUGUAAUAACAUUUUUUUUACAUAACCGUAGUACAUAUAAAUGAUUAUAAGAUUGUAGUAUAUGCUAUUUUAUUUGCACAUUAUAAGUUACAAGAUGAUAACAUCACUGUAUUUGUCACUUUUAACUAAUACUAUUAACUUGUACCGGUAUCUUAGAUUAGCUAAAAUAUUUGUUAAAAAAUAUGAUUGAAAAAUAGUGAUAAUUAUUUAGGUAUACUCUAUACUGUAACUUGUUUUUUAUCAGCCUUAUAGAGGAAGGAGGUGACUGGGAUCGCCGUAACAGACUCAAAGUGUACCAGGGAAUCUACUUUUUAUCCAUCCGCGACUUCAAAUCUGCUGCUAAUAACUUCCUAGACAGUAUAUCUACUUUCACAUCAUAUGAGCUGAUGGAUUACAAGACGUUUGUUACGUAUACUGUACUUGCAAGUAUGAUUGCACUAGAGAGGGUUGACCUAAGACAAAAGGUUGGUUACCAGUCAGCAUCUCAAUAUAUUUACUUCUCAAUUCUGAAGUUAUGAAAUUUAGUCUUUAUUUCCAGUAUUAUCAUAAUACAGUGUCCUAUAAGCAACCAAAGAUUUCCAAGUCAAAAUCUUACAGUUGGAACCUCUCGUACAACUGUAAAAUUAAUGAUCAAUUCCUGUACACAACUGUGACCCCAUUUUUGGCUGACAGUGUAAAUAAUUUUCCAUUUAAUUUCUUUUAAACCCCUUUAAGCAACCACUUGACACAGGAUCUGAUCUCUCUGUUCAAUGUGUGCCCUACAACUGUAGCUAGGCUACUUUUACUUCUAAGAGUAAAAGAAGAAUUAUUACCAGUAACAUGGAACUUAACAUAUUGCAACUUACGUUGCUGUACAAAUAGCAGAUAAAAAUAUAAUAAUUUAUAAUGUUGUUUCUCAUCUGUACCAAUUUUUGACAAAAAUGUGUAUUUUAAUAGUUUAAUUAAGUUAGUUGUUGACUUGUGGUAUUAAAACCACUUUCUAGUUUGCAAAUGACAAAGGUAUUUUCAUGUUUAGGUUGUGAAUGGUGCUGAAAUCCUAGAAGUUCUCCAUCAGUUGCCAGUUGUAAACCAAUUCCUGACAUCCCUAUACAACUGCCACUAUGCUGAUUUCUUUGUAGCCUUGGGUAGGAAAGCUCUACUUUUUUUAUUCCCUCUAUAAAAAUUAAAUUAAACCCAUUGGGAAGGUGCCUUGUAAACCUGAAGGGAGCCACAAGUGAGUCAGGACAGUAACCAUGACAAACAUUUGAGCGGCACCCACCAGGCACCCUCACACUGAGAACCUCAGUGAAGAAAAAUGUGCAGAUACUUACCAAAAAACAUCCAAAGAGAAGGAAGGACUGGGAGUAAAAGAGGCUAAAGCUACCUGUACUGCUCGUGAAAGCAACGUGAGCGAGGUGAUUGACCCCAGAGAAAGCGCUGUAAAGUUGCUAAAGCCUAAGACCACCCUACUUAUCGUAUGAAUGGUGAUGAAGACCACCAGCAAACAUUGCUUGGUGUUUAAUCUCACCUAAAUUGUAUUCAGCCUAAUAGUAUUUUGCUGGUGUCACAAUAGCUUGCAUACUUACAGGCAAAUCUUAUGGUGUACAGAUAAAGAUCAAUAAUGAUGAUGAUGUAUUUUCUCUCUCCACAGCACAAGUAGAAGAUUUUCUCAAACAAGAUCGCUUGCUCUAUCCACACUGUAGAUACUAUAUCAGGGAGAUGAGAAUACACGCUUACACCCAGCUGUUGGAGUCAUACCGCAGUCUCACAUUGCAGUACAUGGCUAAUGCAUUUGGAGUUAGUGAGGAGUUCAUUGAUAAGUAAGCAAAGCACCAUUUAUUUAAAACAGAUUUAAGCUGAAUGCAAUUGCUGAAUUACUUGUUACCAGCUCACUUCUAACCUUGCUUAAAGCUUAUUUACACAGGAAAUUUUUGCAGCAAUUUUUGUGUUUACAAUUUUUGUACAGUGUAUGUGGCAAUUUUUUUCACUUGGAAAUUGCCAUUGCUUUGAACCUGCUGGAAAUUUGAUAUGAUAUAUAAGCAGUUUUUUGAGAUUCACUGCAAAUAAUUAUGUCUUGACAUUUUUCCCCAACCCCUCCCCCCUUCCUGAGUAGCUUAUCACACAAUGAGAAUAAAUAAUUUCAAGAGGAAAUCCUUUGUAAAUUUAUGUACAGUUCUUACUGAAUGCAUGCACAUCACUAAUUGGAGUACAUGUCGUACUGUAACAAUGUUCAGUGCUCGACUUUCAGAAAAAAAAUCUUGGGGCCAGCUGGCCCCCACGUUUUCAUUUUUGGUCGCCAGAACAAGUAUUCUGGUCGCCAAAAAUUAUAUUUAAGAACUAAUGGACCUUCUAUCACUAGUAAUUUAAUCAAACGUGUUUUGACCAUCUACAUGUAUCGCAUGAAACUUAUGCAAAGCACAGCCUUUCAACAGAAGCAUGUUGACCUUUAAAUAUUGUCGUUGCCUGCACUCUGCAACCUUCAGUUGUUACUAGUUGUUAUGUGUAUGAAAGUGCUUUUUUUUUAAAAUUAUUUAUUUUAUGUUAUUUUAUUUUAUUUCCAGAGAACUUUCAAGAUUUAUUGCAGCUGGAAGAUUGAACUGCAAAAUUGACAAAGUUGGAGGUGUUGUUGAAACUAACAGGUAAGUUUGUUUACAUGUACAAUAAUGUACUUCUAAUAUACUUAGUACUGUCACCACUCUUACAUGCUCCCAGCACUAUUUUAGAGUUUCCUUGUAGGAGGAUGGUACAGGUCUGUCAUUUAAAGAAUUUAUUGUGUCUUGGGACAAAUUUUUACACAAACUAUUGUUAUUUUCUUGUUCGUACAUGAGAUAUGCAACUGAAACGUGUAUGUGUAGAAAACUGUAGAAAACUCCUAUAUUGUUGGCAGGUUAAUGUAAUGUUAUUCUGAUUCACUCCAUCAUCCAUUCAUUCAUUUAUUUUAUUUAUCUACUUAUUUACUUAAGUAUUAACAUGGUGACUUUGCUUCUUCUCAGGCCUGAUCACAAGAACUGGCAAUACCAGGUAUGACCAUUCUUUUUUACCUUUUGAACUUACGGUAUAUAUCAAAGUAUAAAUUCUCAUUUGCUGUUAACUAUACUUUUUUGUAGAACUAUAUACUAUGGUGCAUCAAUUAUGAUUUACCUUAAGUGAUCAUGUUCUGAACUCUCAUGCUCACUCUGUUGAAUACGACAAAAAUAUAUCAAGGAGAAAUUAUAUGCUGAUCACAAAAAGAGUAUUGAACAGUCAAUUAAGUAUUUUAUCGCCCUCUGUCGUCAUUUUAAAACUGUCUUUUUGCUUUAUUUUGUUUGUUUGUUUUUUGCUGUAGGCUACUAUAAAACAGGGUGAUCUGCUAUUGAAUAGAAUCCAGAAGCUCAGCCGAGUGAUAAACAUGUAGCCGAGACGAACUGCUUUUUCAACCUUCUCUUGUCUGCGAGAUGAAAGAAUGGCUACUACCGUUCCAAGUUAUUUAUGCUUUUGUAAACAGUGCAUAUCUCAAAUGUAGACAUUUGAGAUAUAUAUUCAAAAAAUAAAACCUUUUUUUAUGGGAUGGUGUUUAGUUUGAGGUUAAUUUAAUUUUUUUUCUUUUUUGUCGAUGGGCGAGAAGAGUCAUAGGGAAGCGACAUGCCAAUCUCCCCUAUAUAUAAUCUCCCGCUCUUCGAACCCUCCAAGGGAUCAUCUGGUGCUUCCAAACGCGGCAUUUAAACUUGAUGAUAUCUGCACUCUCGUGCCGGGAUCUCCCGGGAUUUGUUAACCACUAUAGCCCAGGAACAAAGGCUUUAUCUCCGUUGAAAUUUGUUUAGACUAACUUAUUUAAAACGGAAGUAAAAAUGCUUAAAGUGGAAAACAUCACCGGCUAUUUGGUGUGGUUUAGAAGGCCGGAAAACGCUGACGACUAAAUAACCCCCACAUUAAGAGAGCUUUCAAGAAAAUUGUUUAAUUUGGCGAUAAGAAUUACAAUAAAAAUUCAAAACACUACAUAUUAUGUAUCCAUAUCAAAUUAAGUUAAGUUUAGCACCUCUAGGAAUAAAUGAUUGUUUGUGUCUAACAGUGCGUGAUACAGGUAAUCUGAGGUGCGCUGGGUUAGUCUUACAAGAUCUUAGAUUAUGGCCAUGAUCCACUGGCUUGUCUAAAAAACGUUUGCAAGGAUGUGCUUCAGAUUCUAGGAUACGUUGAAAUUCUUUCCUCGUCAAAUUCUGACGCCUAGUUACAAGUGACAAUUAAUGUGUUUGAAAACAAAGGAAAAUAACACUUAGACCGAAAAUAGAAUUGAACCGCGACAUAAUCGUGCCAACUGUAAGAUAAAUAUUAUGGAUAAUAAUUUUUAAAAGCUCUAGAGUGUCACGCAUUUGAAGUUCAAACUGAUUUUCGCGAAAAGUUAGUUGGAUAGUUUCCCCUCCCCACCCAUCUAAGGUUGUAAACGAUUUUCCCGCCAAAUGCUCCGUAUCCGAGCGUAGCAGCAGGUUGGCGACACGUUUCUCGGUGAUCAAACAAAUUGAUCGAAAUUUACAUUUUGCAUUUCAAUAACAUGCUUUGUUUUUGUUGAGCACAAUAUUUUUUUAUACGCUUCAUCGAGCGCAGAUCGCCAUGUUUUGCUGUUGCUUCUAAGUUAAACGCGUUCUUUGGUUGUGUAUUUAUUGCGAAUACACUCAAGCAUUAGUAUGCAAAUCGUUUCAGAAGAAGGAUCGUUCAAGAACGCAGAUGGAAAGAAAAUUUUUACCAAAUAUUGGAAACCAAGCGACAAGAAACCCAGGUGAGCAUUAUCAGCAGUUUAUUUCUUGAAGUUCAAAUCACGCUCUUCAAAAUUGACUGCUAACACAGUUGAAUUAGCGCUGCUUUGCUGCAGUCAAAAGUGCAUCGACCUGGCUAAAUGAUUAAUCAAGUUAUUUUUAUUAUAAGCAUUAUAAUAGAAAGGUUUAUGCUAAUGCAGAGUCAGAGCGAGGGAAUGAAAUCAAACGAGCAAAGUAAAGUCAACUUGAAAAAAGUCAUUUAAACGAGUGAAAUUAAAUUCCAAGCACACACGAGAUGUCCAAUGUUGUCUCGCGUUAACUCGCACAAACUCGCAACUGAUAGGCAAGCUCAAUUUUUCCUUAUCUCGCCUUAACUCGCAUAAGCUCGAACAAUCUCGCGGCGAGUUAAGGUUCGAGAGUAAGCCUGUUGACUUUGUGUGGUUUCCAUAUGAUCUGAGGAUCGGUACAAUCGCUGACAAAAAUUCAGCGAACUGAAUGAUAGUAGCUAUCUAUUAUUACAAUGGCGAAAUCAGUUAGUCGGUAGGUGGUGAGCAAAAACUGAUGACCAUCCGAAGAAUACAAAAAUUGAAGAAAAUAAACUAAACCUUCGUAUUAAAAGAAAAUAAUCUUAAUACAUCUUGCAGUUAAUUAAUCAUUUGCUGUGCUCGGAAGGACUCUAAAUGAUUUACAUGUAUAGCAAAAAAUUGAAAGUCUCUUGAUCAUUGAUAAAACAAAUAACAAUAGAUUUUCGUGGUUAUUUUCUCGAUAGAGCAUUGGUCUUUAUCUGCCAUGGAUAUGGAGAGCAUUGUUCACGCUACGAGAGGCUUGGAAAUGCUUUAGCUGAACAAGGCUACCUCGCCUUCAGUCAAGAUCACGGUAUGUCCCACCCCGGCCUUGUUCAAUCUGUACCGUGCUGCACUAACUACAUCUAAUCAUACUUUCUCGGGAAGAGUCGGGGGAGGGGGGUGGGGGUGGUAAUCUAAAACUAAAAAUACGUGUAUUGCAGAGCCUUGUGAGCUCGGGGAAGUAGCCGGUAAAAUGUUAGGGAUGGGAGGAAGGGAUAAAGAUAGAGUAGAAAACUGGACCAUUAUUUUUGGAAUUCAAUUUAUGAUUUUAUGGGCACCUGGCGAAUACAAAGAAAGACAGGAAAUAGUGUGAUAUAACCCUUCAAGAGCUAAUUUUUUGACAACAAAUCUUUCUAUUAGUUGGUCAUGGUCAGAGUGAAGGAGAAAGAGUCCAAAUAUCAGAUUUUUCCUGUUACGUCAGAGAUGUUUUUAAACACAUUGACCAAGUCACAGCAGACAACACAGGCAUACCAAUAUUUAUGUUUGGCCACUCAAUGGUAUGUACUGUUAUAAAAACGUUAUUGGAACUCUGCCCCUUUUUUUCGUUUUUUUUCUUUUUUGUUUGUUUGUUUGUUUGUUUGUUUGUUUUGUUUUUUUUUUUAGGUUCUCGGGUCCCCUAACCGAGUCGAUCACAGGAAUACAAGUAUAUGUCAAUUACGAUAAAGACCCCAAGCCCAUCAUGCUUUGCGGAUGUUUCGUAAUGUCGCGUUCUUGCCAGUUUGUUUUGAUAACAUAGAUAGCCUGUGAAUUUCAGGUUUUCUUAUUAUUAACUCUUUUCAAGUAUACGAAGAACUUCUAAAAGUACCAACAUGGAACUGAGAAAUAAAUCGGUGCAAUAUAUUUUAUACUGCUUUAAAGCAGCGCAGCUGUGCCCGGAAAUCUACUCCAAGGAAGCCGUCGUAAGCGACAACUUACUACAAGUCUCAGCCUUUAGAGUGGCUACUUACGGAAGGUUUGACUGUACCUUGAAAAGUUCAUGUUAUGAUAUUAUUAAUAUUAUGCGUUAUUCUUUUUAGGGUGGUACAAUAGCUGUUCUCAGUGUUAUGGAAAGACCUUACUUCUUUGCGGGUGCUAUUUUUAGUGCACCAAGCAUAAAAGUGGAUGCCAAUCCUUGCACGGUAAUUUAUUACUCCACUUGCUACAAAUAAUAAACGAAAACACAAUGCAACGACUGUUUCUCUUUUCCCAGGGUGCCGUCAAUGCAAAAAAAAGGAUACAGCAAACCCAAAACAGAAAAACACUACCAGAAAACAGAAAUACAAAUCCCGAAACAGAAAUAAACAUCCCAAAGCGGAAACACCUACAAAAAAAAUACAAAACUGAAAGGGAAUUUAAAAAUACAAACCAUGACCAAAAACCCCAAAACAGAAACAAGGAAAUAACUGGUAAAACAAUAGUUUCUCAUGAUUCAUCGUCUAUUAAUUAUCUUAACCCGCGAUCAGGCGGGGUUUUUUUAUAGGGAUGCAUGAUCACAGGCUAUAAUAGCCCAUUUCCGAGUUCCAAAAACUCUCUCUUUAAAAGCGAAGCUAAAGGUACAGUAAAACGGGCAACAAUUGCUGCAGAACGAGUCCGAAAGCGAUGCUGGGCGUUUUAUUGCCCAUAAAUCAAACCUGUCUUGCAGCAAAUAAGAUUCAGAGUUGCAAGUUGCGUAAAUACUGACUCCUGAUUGGAUAAAAUUACGCAGGAGUCACGCCAUACACAGGAGUUACAUCACUUGCUGCAAAACAAGUUUGCCUUGGGUCGGUAAUUAAAACGCGCAACAUUGACAGAUUUUGAUGCAAAAAGUAGAACUUCUCUCGAGUUUCUGGAACAACUUUUUCGCAACUUGUAUAAACCUGAUUUGCUGCAAGGGAGGCUUCAUUCGUGGGUAGUAAAAUGCGCAACAUCACUUUUCAACUAGUUUCCCAACAAUUUUGUAAAACAGGUUUCACGUUUUUGUUGUCCGUUUUACCAUAGCUUUAAUGCAGAGUGAGAUAAAACAGUUUUUAGAUGUGAAAUAUUUGCAGGGGCAGCAGUUUUUUUUAUAGUCAAUUCACAUGUUGUUUAAACAUACAUAUCUGAUUAAUUACUAGUCGAAACGAACUUUUUACAAAGUUCUAGUGGCGGAGGGAAGGGAAUAUGAUGAUUAUUUUAAUAGGAGAUUAUUUUAUCACGAGUCAAGUUUUUAACCUUGUCUUCUUGGGGGAGGUGCGAAAUUAAUACAGUAGUGAUUGGUCCAUAUACAAAAACGCAAAAAAAACAAACAAAAAGAACUUGGCCAAUAUUCAGCUAUCUGGACCUCACGCUUGGUUAAAAGAGACCUUUAGAUUCGAGGAUGAGAACUACUAGGAGUACGACUUUCGCUCUUCUCAAAAAGAAAAAUAGACACCCGGAAAGCUCCAUUGUACUUUUGAUUCACCACAAAAGUUAGCACUGUUACUUAUUGAAGGAGUUUAAGCCCUCUCCCGACCGAAAAUAAUAAAACUUAGCUUCUAACAUUUGAUAACUUGUUUUCGUCACAACGACAUUCUCGGCAAAACUCGUAGUAGAAUGACGACGGCUAUCACGUUUUCCCGCCAAAAUGACACUGGUUAAUGCGCGCGCACUGCUUAGCAUUAAGAAAAUCUCGUACUCGUAGUCGUCCUCGUCUUAAAAACUAAAGCUCUCAAAUAACGUAUAUAAUACAUGUAUCUUACAGGUUUGUGUAGGAAGAAUAGUAUCAUGGAUAAUGCCCUCGUACCAGAUCAGGCCACCGAUUGAUCCAUCACUCUUAAGCCAGGAUCCUACACAGGUGAUGCAAAACUACAGAGAAACUCAGCCGAGUUUACUUUCGCAAAGAGGUCUGGGAUUGUUACUAAGGACAGAGAAAAAGAUUGGCCAAUAGCUGACCGGCGUGACCCCAGUGACAAUCCAAGAAACAAUCGCGGGUCAAAUUUCUUCUCUAAUAAAAUUCCCUUCUCGUUUCUAAAAAGGCGAAUAACACAAUUGAAAACUGCUCUCUUUUCGUGAGUCAAAGGAGAGGGACUUUCGUAUGCAUUUUAUCCGCGUUUCCAAAAAAAGUUUCCACGACUUUCGAACAAUGCCGAAAAUAUUCAGGUUUGUCGAGGGUUAUUCUGUCCUGUUCAAUUGAUCAACCCUAAGAUUAUACCCCCGGUGGGGGAGGGCGGGGAGCUACUCAACAACGUUUUAUAUGGUAAGGCACCACCCCCUGACCUAACUCCUUACACAUUUAUCGUUGAAGGAGCUCGUCGUGUUUUUUAGGGUUGGAGCCUCCCCAUAAAAAAUUCAAUGUCACUCAGUUAUUUGCACAAUCCAUUUAGUAACCAAAGGUCUUACAACAAGUCGAAUUUCCUUGAGUACCAGGCGUCCCUCGCGCCUUCUACUCUCUCGCGCUUGACUUGUGGCAAGUCUAGGACUUCAAUAACACAAUGCACCUUGUUUAUUACUAUUGUUUUAGGUUGAAAAGUAUGCCAAUGAUAGCCUAAACUGGCAUGAGGGAAUGAAAGUUAGAUGGGCGGGAGCUAUAUUAGAUGCAAUGAAUGAAAUCCAGGGGAACUUUUCAAGGCUUACAACAUCUUAUCUACUUGUCCAUGGUGAUGGAGAUCAAUUAGUGAAGAUUGACGGUUCACGUUACUUACAUGAGAGUUCCCCAAGUAACGACAAGACAUUUAAGGUACACGAAUGAGCUGCUUUACUGACAGCACUGAGAGAACUAAUAGCCUCUCUAUGGGUAUUUCCGACGAAUAGUCAGGGCGCUUGACGGUAUAUCAUGAUGGCAGGAAGAUGCGGUCUUAAAACGGCGUUUUUUCAUGUGGUGAUAUUGUCCUGCCCGGGGUACGAGUUUCGGCCGCUUUGUUCCAAGCGUAAUUAUUGUAAACUUAUCCCAACAAAAGUCGUGAUUUGUCUAAACCCUUUUAACCCCAAGAGUGACCAAUAUCUAUUUUCUCGUAACAAUGUCACCACAUUUUCAAGGAAAAAGGUUAUGAGAAUGUAUAAAAUAAUCACCAAAGAGGAAAUUCUCGUCCCCAAACGGGUGUCUAAAGAAUAAUACAGAGUUUUCCCUCUUCGUCCAAUUUUCCGUCCCGUUGUCAUUUUUAAAUCUACCUAUUAUUAUUUCAUUAUAAACUCAACUGCGUGUAAAACUUGCUUUGCAGGUGUACAAAAAUGGACGCCAUGAACUUUUGAAUGAGGUGGAACAAACUGCGAGCGUGGUUUACAAGGACAUUCUUGACUGGAUUCAGCAAAAGCUACCUUGAACUGUUUUAGGGCCACGUGCACACGAAUCCAGACUAAUUUUUGAAACUGCAUAUUUUUUCACCCGCAUUCGUGUAGACGAGGCCUUAAACCACUCUGGAGAGCGGUUUCAAAAAGAUAUCAGGCUGACUUAGCAAUAGAACGGGAACGUCAGUUGACGACGACGCGCGCAAAUCAAACAACUGGCUUGGCCAAUCACAGAGCAGCAAAUUGAGCAAUGGAAGUCGCGUUUAGUCCUUUCCGCGCGCUUUCCCGUUGUCAACUGAUGUUCCCGCUCUGUUGCUAAAUCAGCCUAAUGUUUGGGUGAGAGGAUUCACCGGUUUCGUGCGUGGACGGAAUACCAGACGGAAGGCCGAUUCAUGUGAAAAAUAUAUCUAAAUGCGCUUUUAAAAAUAUCCGGAUUUGUAUGGACGAGGCUUUUCACGAUAGUGUCAAUCCACAAAUAUGACCAGAAUCAUUUCGUUUUUUUUUUUUUAAUUUCUUUCAUAUUUAAUUCAGUAAAUUCAGGAACCUUAAUUUGCAUGAGAAAGCCAAAUUUUGUGGGAUUCUAAAAAAGGCCGUUUCCAAGAUGACGUCAUUUCAACAUACCAGAUUCCUUCAGGGUUUUGCUUUCUUGCGUAAGUUAGGGCUUUUGUUAUUUAAACCUCAGUGGGAUUACCAAAUUUAAUUAUAAAAGAAAAAAUGAAAUGAAUUCCUUUAGUAGCAAAACCAUGUCAUCGCGUAAAUAGCCAAUUAGGCCCCGUGGCCCCAGUAGCCUUGCAGCAGUUCAGAAUAGACCCCUAUGUGUCGCAGUUCUUUUGUUUUCGGGCUAGGUUCCAAACUUUGUUUGUUCAUACUUUUCCCCGCCAAUAACGUGACGUCUUCCAAGAACUGCAAGGUCCCUCCUUAUAGGAAGAAAAGUCGCCCCGAGUAGAAGAGUCCCUCGCCUAUCCCAGCUACCGUUGGCGAGCCAAAAUUUCCUACAUUUCCUUACCGAAACUUGGCGUUUAAAUACACUAGAAACAAAUAGUGGGCUAGAGCGCUUUUUCAAUGGUAAGGUCACCUUUCUAGCUAAGCCGGGUCAACUCGGUCAAGGCGAGAGAAUCAGACCAUGCGGGAGCGCUGUUUUCAGCUCUAGGCUUGGGCAAAGGGGCCAACUGUUUAUCAUAUAAACACUUGCUUAAGUUGACUAGGGCUGGGAGGGUAACCCCGGGGAAAUUUUUCUCUAUGUGAACGGGGCCUCGUUCGCAUGUUUUCUUGAUAUAGAUUCAAUAAACAGAAC
Molecule: messenger RNA, 13743 nt
Organism: Porites evermanni
Lineage: Eukaryota; Metazoa; Cnidaria; Anthozoa; Scleractinia; Poritidae
Source: the annotation of a GenBank genome assembly